GGAGUGGGGGCAGUGGGUCCAGCUGGGCCUUCCCUCCCCUCCUGGCCUUUCCGUGGCUUCAUCCCUGCUCAUGUGUCCCAGGCAGGACUAUGGCAUCUGCAGCAGCAGAGGCGGAAAAGGGGUCUCCAAUUGUGGUGGGGAUGCUGGUCUUGGGCAACAUCAUUAUUCUGCUGUCAGGUCUGGCUCUGUUUGCUGAGACAGUAUGGGUAACAGCUGACCAGUACCAUGUGUACCCACUGAUGGGCGUCUCAGGCAAGGAUGAUGUCUUCGCUGGUGCCUGGAUCGCCAUCUUCUGCGGCUUCUCCUUCUUUGUCGUGGCCAGCUUUGGAGUAGGUGCAGCGCUCUGCCGCCAGCGGUCCAUGAUCCUCACGUACCUGGUGCUCAUGCUCAUCGUCUACAUCUUCGAGUGCGCCUCCUGCAUCACGUCCUACACCCACCGAGACUAUAUGGUGUCCAACCCAUCCCUGAUCACCAAGCAGAUGCUGACAUUCUAUAGUGCAGACACGGAGCAGGGCCAAGAACUGACUCGCCUCUGGGACCGCAUCAUGAUUGAGCAAGAGUGCUGUGGCACAUCUGGUCCCAUGGACUGGGUGAACUUCACAUCAGCCUUCCGGGCUGCCAUCCCAGAGGUGGUAUUUCCCUGGCCCCCACUGUGCUGUAGACGGACUGGCAACUUCAUCCCCGUCAAUGAACAGGGCUGCCGUCUGGGCCACAUGGACUACCUAUUCACCAAGGGCUGUUUUGAACACAUUGGCCACGCCAUCGACAGCUACACGUGGGGCAUCUCGUGGUUUGGAUUUGCCAUCCUGAUGUGGACACUCCCUGUGAUGCUGAUAGCCAUGUAUUUCUACACUACACUGUGAGGAACGAGAAGGGAUGGCUUCACGUACACCUCAGCCUCCUCCUUCUCCUGCUCCUUCGUCCUCCGGCUGAGGCUUGGCUGGCACCUCAUCUCUCCACUUUCCACCUCCCUUACCCUUUCCUCUUUCUACUCCUAGUAUAUUUUACCAGGUUUCUGAGGUCUGCUAGGAACUGAGGAUGCCCUGAAACCCCUGAACAUGUGUACAUGGACCUUUAACCCUUAACCUCAUUUCAUUUGGUUGAUUCUUGAACUAUCUAUCAGUGUCAAUUUAAAGUCUUGUCCUUAGAUCUCACCAUCCCACUCAGAGAUGUCUCCUUCCUGGUGGAUGUUGCCAUUAUUACUGAGUGGUUUAUGAUGAUCUAUGUAAGCUCUGGUAGACUGGGAUUGCUAUGAGGGGAGAGACAAGUUCUGUCAUGGUCAUUUAUUUUCCCCAGCAUUGCCCAGCACUGGACUGAGUAUAGAUAGUCAAUAAAUACUGUUUGAAUGAGUUAAUUUGUUUUCUUCUGGGAAAGAUGAAUGAACAAGAACUCUAUCAAUGGAAGUGGCAGAAACCCAAUUGGCACUGACUGAAAUAUAAAAUGAAAUUUAUUGGCUCAUGUAACUGAGUUAACAGGGCUGGAUCCAGGAGUUCAGACUAGGUUUUCAAGAAACCUGCUUCAUACUAAGACAGGAUUUCUCUGCAACACCAGAUGUAUAUCAUUAUAGCUAAGUAACACAGUGGUGAGAAAGGAUCUAUGUCCCAAUAGCUUUAGCCAAGGUCAAGGAUUAAACCUCACUGCCUUGGUUUAGGUUCCAGGCCCACCCUUUAGUUAUAAAAGGAAGAGCACCUGGACUAAUGCAUCCAAAGGUGGUGCUGCGAUAGUGUUUGUUUAUCAAGGGAAAAUUAGAUUUCAGGGCUGAUGGACCAGUAUAGGUGAUAGAUAUCCUCCUAUUAGGGACUAAAGCUUCCGGCAAGUUCUCUAAGGGGUGCAUGACACACAACAAACUUUAAGAAUCUCAUCAUCAUUUGCCUCUUGAAGCAAGCCCAUCCUCUGGACAUUUUAUAGCAAUUAGGCUCUGCCAGGAGAGACUGGCUUCACUCUCCAUCAUACAAAGUUUCUCAAGGUCCUCAUUUACUCCAUUGAUCUGUCGAUGGUGUGCAAA
Molecule: messenger RNA, 2005 nt
Organism: Phyllostomus discolor (pale spear-nosed bat)
Lineage: Eukaryota; Metazoa; Chordata; Mammalia; Chiroptera; Phyllostomidae
Gene: UPK1A
Product: uroplakin 1A
Exons: 7
Coding region: 90-863 (257 amino acids)
Cellular component (GO): membrane
Source: RefSeq, a predicted model, not a curated record